Molecule: messenger RNA, 291 nt
Organism: Rodentolepis nana
Lineage: Eukaryota; Metazoa; Platyhelminthes; Cestoda; Cyclophyllidea; Hymenolepididae
Source: the annotation of a GenBank genome assembly
AUGGAGUUGAAAGAAAUUAGCUUAUGGAAUGUAUGCUACAACCGGCUUGGGAAUGGGCAAGAGUUUGUUAGCUUUUCAACUUCACUUGACGGAUUAACAGUUCGUACUGAAAUUCAUCAACCUCCUCAAGCUGCUCAUAUGUCAGAAACUUUCCGAGUUCUUUGUGAACCGCUGAUUUCCCUUUGUCGUGAAAGCUUCUCAUUUGAAGAAUUGAUGCAGCCUCAAACUUUUAUUUCCGAAGUCAUCCACCCAGCAAUUCUCGAAGAAUUGUUGGGUACAAAAAUUUCUUAA